Messenger RNA from Lytechinus variegatus (green sea urchin), 1258 nucleotides. RefSeq names its product gem-associated protein 8-like. Gene Ontology annotation, cellular component: SMN complex. The record is from RefSeq and is a predicted model, not a curated record. The transcript is spliced from 3 exons. Gene Ontology annotation, biological process: spliceosomal snRNP assembly. Lineage: Eukaryota; Metazoa; Echinodermata; Echinoidea; Temnopleuroida; Toxopneustidae. The coding region runs from base 154 to 1053 and encodes 299 amino acids.
UUGUCCUCCAGCUUUGAGCCUCGAGUCGAUGUUUGUGUACUGCUGCUGAACAGAAGGGAAAUAGAUUUUCUAAACUUAGAUCAGACGCAGAGAGGAAGCCAAGUACCACCAGGUCGCGCUCUAAGUACCGGGCCUAGGCAUACAGUUUGAGAAAUGUCUAAGGCAGUAAGAAAUGAAGACAUAGAUGGGACUGUUGAUGAGAACUUGAGUGAUGGUCCUUGGUAUUCAGAUCCCAAAUAUGAACGUUACUGGAAUCACUACAAGAAAAUGAAAACCUGGAUGCAGGAUCAGAAGCCUGUACAGGACUCUUUGCUGAAUGUAUGGAUGGCAUCCUUCCAGCAGUACUUGCAUCAUUAUCAAUGGUGGAUGUACCAGAACUCGAUGAUGAGUAGAACCUUCCCUCAUCAACAUCAUUUGCAUCACUCGUUUACUCCAUCACCUUGGCACUCUUAUCCAUCAAGAACUCAUCAUCAUCGUCACCAUGAUAACUUUCAUCAUAGCCAUCAUCCAUACAAACCUCAUCCAGGAGCAAUGAAAUACCGUGUCAACAAACAGUAUGUAACCGAUCAGAGUGACGUUGAUUAUAGCGGUUUCAGCGAGACGCCUCAGGAUGACGACGAUGAAGGCCAGGUCUGUGCGGGAGGUGAGGAGGAAGAGUUUGAGGUAGAACUGAGCGAGGAGAUGCGGCAGUUCUUUCUUCAGUCCCAUAAGCAUCGGGAGGAACUGAAGGAGCUCAAACUGGCUCUGAACCAAAAGAAACCUGUAGAAAGGACUGAAGAUGUGGAUGGGACAAGGGAAAGUACAAAGGAAGACGAACCCUGUGAAGAUGAAUUUGAAAUAACUUUCACCAGUUCCAAGAAGAACAAGAAGAAACAUAUAAUGGGUGCCCCUGUAGAACAGCCUGGUAGGAGAAGAGCAGAGGAGAUGAAGAUUUUGUAUGGGAAGGAUUCACCAGCCAUUCAUGGUAUGGAGACUGCUAUUCAGAUGCAGUUUGACAGGAACUGUGACAAAAAGCAGCCAGCUUUCUGGCCGACUGUACCCCUGAAGAUGUAGCACUCGUGGAAACUGGAAAAUACUUGCAAGAUAAUAAAGCCUUACCCAGUCAAUCUUUCAUGGGUUUACCCAUAAUACUGUGAUAACUUUAUGAACUUCAAAUAAAAUACAUGUCUUUAUGCCUACUGGUAAUUUGUCCUUACAGAGGCAGCCAUCCAUUUUCACAGGAUCUGUAAAAGCCUUUGCAUCCUGAAUCCAGUUUGUG